AUGCAUGCUGUGGGAACACAAGCACGCGGAUACGGUGAGAAGCUGCCUGCAGAACAAUGCACAAUCAGCUCUCUAGCACGCUACAGUGUGUCUACGAUUGGUAGAGUAGACGCAGCCAGCCGCUGCCCUUGCAGGAACGAAACUGCAUCGCAUCGCAUCGCAUCGCAUCGCAUCGACGAGGCCAGCAGCCUACAGACCUACCAACGGAUCCUCCUGAACUCUACUAUACUACUCUGUACAGAGUACAUACUGUUCGGAUACAUAUACGGGAAAACAAGGCCAAUUGUUAAUCAGCCAGAACUGGAGCUUCGCUGA
Fusarium graminearum PH-1 is the source of this 315-nucleotide messenger RNA. RefSeq lists its product as uncharacterized. The transcript has a single exon. The record is from RefSeq and is a predicted model, not a curated record. NCBI's taxonomy places the organism in Eukaryota, Fungi, Ascomycota, Sordariomycetes, Hypocreales, Nectriaceae. The coding region runs from base 1 to 315 and encodes 104 amino acids.